AUGUCCACUGCAUCGGAUGUGGCUCGAGUUUUCACGGACACUGAAGAGGAGACAUAUUCCAUGUUCUCCAAACCAGAGCAGGCUAUGCUUUCCAAGGGCAAAGUCAACCGGACUAUCAUUGAAAAGAUACUGGACAUGAAGUUUUAUAACUACCAGUACGAGGCGAUGUUUCGAUUCUUCGAAGCAUUUCUCUGCACCCUCCGGGGGUGGGGGUUGACCCCUGACACAAGUCGACAGUUCAGACUACUCAAGCGAUUUGCUUCGGACACAAACUACGACUACUACAUGGAGGACAAAGCCCUCAAGGAGAAGCAGGAAGCUGUGGAGGUCACUCCGUCAGGCCAUAUCUUCAAGGGCGAUGAUCUUAUCGCACUUUAA
Fusarium coffeatum is the source of this 378-nucleotide messenger RNA. RefSeq lists its product as uncharacterized. The coding region runs from base 1 to 378 and encodes 125 amino acids. The transcript has 2 exons. Lineage: Eukaryota; Fungi; Ascomycota; Sordariomycetes; Hypocreales; Nectriaceae. The record is from RefSeq and is a predicted model, not a curated record.